Molecule: messenger RNA, 936 nt
Organism: Chenopodium quinoa (quinoa)
Lineage: Eukaryota; Viridiplantae; Streptophyta; Magnoliopsida; Caryophyllales; Amaranthaceae
Product: glycine-rich cell wall structural protein 1-like
Exons: 1
Coding region: 1-936 (311 amino acids)
Source: RefSeq, a predicted model, not a curated record
AUGGAUGUGGGUGGUGUAGGAAUGGGUGCUGGUGGUGUAUUUGGAACGGGGGUUGGUGGUGGUGAAACAGUUGGUGUUGGUAUCGGUGUUGGUGGUGGUGAUAAAGAUGGUGAAAUUGGUGCUGGUGGUGGUGAUAAAACCGGAUCCACCGGUGGUGGUGGUGAGGCUAAAGGUGGUAUUGGUGUAGGGGGUGGUGAAGAAAUUGGUACUGUUGGUGCUGGCGGUGGUGAUGAUAUUGGUACUGUUGGUGCUGGCGGUGGUGAUGAUAUUGGUACUGUUGGUGCCGGCGGUGGUGAUGAAAUUGGUACUGUUGGUGCCGGCGGUGGUGAUGAAAUUGGUACUGUUGGUGCCGGCGGUGGUGAUGAAAUUGGUACUGUUGGUGCCGGCGGUGGUGAUGAAAUUGGUACUGUUGGUGCCGGCGGUGGUGAUGCAAUUGGUACUGUUGGUGCCGGCGGUGGUGAUGCAAUAGGUACUGUUGGUGCCGGCGGUGGUGAUGCAAUAGGUACUGUUGGUGCCGGCGGUGGUGAUGCAAUAGGUACUGUUGGUGCCGGCGGUGGUGAUGCAAUAGGUACUGUUGGUGCCGGCGGUGGUGAUGCAAUAGGUAUUGUUGGUGCCAGUGGAGGUGAUGCAAUAGGUAUCGUUGGUGCUGGUGGAGGUGAAAAAAUAGGUAUCGUUGGUGCUGGUGGAGGUGAAGCAAAUGGUAUUGUUGGGGUCGGUGGUGGAGGGGAUGCCAAUGGUAGUAUUGGUGUAGGUGGUGGAGAAAAAGGGAUUGGUGUUGGUGGUGGUGAUGAAAUUGGUAGUACCGGUGCAGGUGGAGGUGAUAGAAGGAUUGGUGCUAGCGGUGGUGAUGCAAGUGGUGGUGGAAUGAUUGUUGGCGGUGGAGAUGCAACUGGAGGUGGAAUGAUUGUUGGUGGUGGUAAUGCAAGUGGCGGGUAA